Messenger RNA from Elgaria multicarinata webbii, 1022 nucleotides. RefSeq names its product LRAT domain containing 2 (gene LRATD2). Lineage: Eukaryota; Metazoa; Chordata; Lepidosauria; Squamata; Anguidae. The transcript has a single exon. The record is from RefSeq and is a predicted model, not a curated record. The coding region runs from base 1 to 897 and encodes 298 amino acids.
AUGGGGAAUCAAGUGGAGAAACUGACCCACCUAAAUUACAAGGAGGUUCCUACGACUGACCCGACAGGCACGGACAGAGAUGAGGGUCCCAGGAUUGGGGUCUCCUACAUAUUUUCCAAUGAUGACGAUGAAGUGGAGCCACAGCAGGACUCGGGGGUAUCGGAUUUAGGCAGGGAGCACCCUGCAUCGCAGCCAUAUGACCCCCGGCUUCACGAAGUGGAAUGUUCCAUCUAUUACCGCGAUGAGUGCAUUUAUCAGAAAAGCUUUUCUGGGGAUGAUACGUUACCCGACGAGGUGGAUGGAGGUGGAGGGGGCCAUCUCACCACCUACACUCCAGAAAACCUGUUGAACAGGUGCAAACCUGGCGAUCUCGUGGAGUUUGUGUGCCAGGCCCAGUACCCCCACUGGGUGGUGUACGUUGGGGAUUUCCAAGUGGUGCAUCUACAUCGACUGGAAAUAGUGAACAGCUUUCUGACAGACGCCAGCCAGGGCAGGAGGGGACGCAUUGCAAACCAGCUGUACCAUUACAAACCGCUAAGUCCAGCGACGGUGGUGCGGAAUGCCCUGGACCAGGUGGGUUGCAAGGACCGGGAUCUCAGUUGGAGGAACUCGGAGUGUUUUGCGGCCUGGUGCCGUUACGGCAAGCGCGAGUUCAAAAUUGGUGGCGAGCUACGCAUUGGCAAACAGCCUUAUCGGUUGCGGAUCCAGCUGGGAGAGAAACGCAGCCACACGCUGGAGUUCCAGAGCCUGGAGGAUCUUAUUAUGGAGAAAAGGAGGAAUGACCAGAUAGGGAAGGCAGCAGUCCUCCAAGAACUCUCCAGCCAUCUGCAGGCAGCCGAGGCGGAAGAUGCUGACGGCGAGAGCAAUGAGCCAGGUGCCCGGACCGCCACCGAGUAGCGGCUCUUGCACAACCCGGCCGCUUAGCCUGGGUGACGGGGAUUAAAACUGAAGGCGGCGAAAUUGAGCUGUUAUAAGCCCUUUGGGCUGCUUCAGUGCAGCUUCACUCCAAUCACAUGUGAAGG